Molecule: messenger RNA, 1098 nt
Organism: Cylindrotheca closterium
Lineage: Eukaryota; Bacillariophyta; Bacillariophyceae; Bacillariales; Bacillariaceae
Source: the annotation of a GenBank genome assembly
AUGACAUCUUCAAAAGAUUUUUCGCUGUUUUGCUAUGUGAUAUACAUGGUUUGCUCGGCUACAGCAUUUUCGGGACCAACACCGCGAGUUCGACUCACAGUUCACAACUCACAAAAGGAUGGGAAUGAGAAUGAAAGUGAUUGUCUGAUGGAACGACGACAAGUAUUUUCACAAACUGCCAAUCUACUACUAAUUCCUUACGUCAUCGCAUCAAGUCCCCAAGUUUCUAUGGCUGCCUCCCCCAUUACUCUAAAGGAUACGGACAGCUUGGCAGCCAUUGCCAAACGAAAGUUUCGUGCCAAACCACCCAAGAUUCUUCGUCGGAAACUCUCCAUAGAUUUUGCAGUCUUGUUGAUGCGAUCGUCCUACAAUGCACUGGAUUCGCUAGAUUGUGAUCAAUUUCAAAGGGAUUUCUUUUUGAUACGCAGUUCUGACUAUGAAAGCUACACGCAAGAUCUCGGUGCAGGUAUGGUGCAACAGGGAGAUUUGACGGACCCAUAUUACUUUGAUUUCAUUUCGUAUGCACAGUAUGCUACAAUCAAUAGAGAAAUUACAGUGAACCCAGCAGCAGUAUUUGAAGAGCAACAACCAAGAGAUCAAGGCGAAGACAAGCCAAUGGAGUUUGCUCCUGUAGUAGUCAAGAGAGACCCAAGCUUGACAGAUGCCAUGUUGGCUCCAGAGCAUAGCCGAAGAGUUGGUGCAACCAUUUUGGACAAGUUGGAAGAACUCUUUCAAGGAUCCGCCUCAGCUAUUUCUACCAUUGAGAAAGGAAGCAAACCUGAUUCUACACAACUUUUGGCGUCCUUGAAACAGCUCGUCAAUCUAUUCCUCCUGAGUGGAUACGCCUUUGGAGGUGACGUGUCCAUCGCAAAAGAAGGUGGUUCAUCAAUUAGUGCAACAGGCACCAACUUUUCGAUACGAUUGGAUGCCCCAGCAACCAUUUGGGGUGGGAAGGUACUUCAGUCGGAGGGAGCUGUAUUAUCGAAUAGUUUUGUGACAAAAGUUGCAGCAGAACUGAUCAAUCGAGCUGGCUAUCAAAUUUCUUCCACCAUCAAGUAUGAGGGAACAUCGGAAAAUAUUUCGAUUACGAUCCUGUAA